CUAUCGCCAUGGCAACCGCAUGGCCUGGAUUUUUGGGACACUUGUAUUCCGAGUAUUGUAUCAUGUGGUCAAACCGUGUGUCAGACCGUGUGCCGCAGAGAUGCCCCGGCCUGGGUUUGGGGGACAUGGCGCUGUAACCGCUGGCCACCCCCUCCGGGUUACUGCAGCGGCCCCCGGCCCCGGCGCUCCCAGCGGGCCCGCGCCCGCCUGCGGAGAGGAACUAGAGCAGGGAUGUCCUUUGGAUUUCACAGAGAAAGCUGGGGCCAGGGUCCUCAACGGAGGCACUGUCCCUCUCGAGAUGGCGCGGGCCGCAGCCCAGCCUGUCUGUGACGUCGUCUCCAACCCUCGUGUCGCUUCGUGCUCGAGGCUGGUUUGCCGUCCAGGUCCCCAAGGACUCUUUCAGGGCAACUUUUGCGCGCGGGAGACCAACUCUUCCCUCACUGAUGUUUCCUGUCAAGUCACCAGCUGCCCUGUUGUGUGGUGGAGACCUCAGGGAUGCAGAUGCGUUCUCUCCAGGCCUGUUCUGGAGGCUGCAGAUCCCGCCAGGGAUAGCAGCUGUGCAGGACUGCGGGACCCUAGAGUGCAUGGGGCUGCUCCCCUGGGAGUGGCCAGAGGCCUCCCGAGGACAAGAAGGUGGGAGAGAGAAGACCAGGCCGGCUGGAAGCUGACACUGGCCCUGCUGCUCUUGGGAAGGGGUUGGAACCAUAUUCUUGUAUUCACUGUAGUCAGUCAUAAAACUAGCAAUAACAGCUAAUAGUUCUUGCUUUUUGUA
Molecule: messenger RNA, 772 nt
Organism: Chinchilla lanigera (long-tailed chinchilla)
Lineage: Eukaryota; Metazoa; Chordata; Mammalia; Rodentia; Chinchillidae
Exons: 2
Coding region: 20-754 (244 amino acids)
Source: RefSeq, a predicted model, not a curated record